UUCAGUGCUGUUCUGAGGACCAGUGAGGAAAACUGGUCUAUAUUCUUAUACCUCUGAUUACUCUAUUGUGUCAUGGAACACCAUGAAGCAUCUCAGUCUGGUUCCAAAGCAGUAACAUUUCAGCAGAAAUCGAUAUAUUUUUUGAGAUUUUUGUUAAAAGCAGAAAAGUCCUUUUAAUUGGGCUUAUGCAAUCAGAGCAUACAAUGAAUUUAAGGAAAGCUUCAUAACAUAUGGCAUUCUGAUGUCUUUGAAGUGUGGUUUGGUGGGACCGGCAGUGAACACGAAGAGGAGGUAUGAUUUAGAAGAAAGCUGUUGGGGGUGUUGUGUUGCAAAUAAAAUCUAAGUAGGCACUUUGCAAUUCACUGUUCUGUUUCUUUUCUUUUCUUUCUUUUUUUCUUUUUUUCUGGUGUUUUACUGCUGCCUUUCAUUCCCAAACACUAUAAAUGUUCCUUGCUAGUUUCCAUUCUAAAUUCAAUCUCCACCGUGUUCUCUCCAAGAAUCUGACACUUCUUUCUCAGGGUGUCCUGAAAAGAAGGAAUGUCACAGCUUAGAUAAAUAAGGGGGUGGGAGAGUGGUCUGUCUGAGGGAAUGUGUCGCAGACUCCACCAUCUCAUCCCUAAAUGGCAGCAUUUGGAUUAAAUGACCUCUAAAUUCUUCCAGACCUGUAAAUCUACCAUCCUACAGGGAUUAUAUUUGACUCUGAUUCGAACUCAUCAAAUCUGAUACAUGUUCAUGUCCAAUUGCUUAUUAAAGUAUUCCUCUCCUGGCAGUGAUACAGACUGAAAAGGGUAGGUGUUUUUCGGGGCUUUCAUGCUGUUAUUCUGUUUUUACAGUUGGCUGACCGCCAGUCUAAGAGGACUUGUCAGAGCUGUCAUUCCAGGCCUGGGGUCAAGGCCUAAACUGCUCAGGUGGGAAGACAGGAGGCAGCAAGGCGUCCACGCAGACAGCAGCCCACAGAUCUGCAGUCACAGUGAUGCCCUCGGUUUGGGGCUAUCAAGCCCCUGCUUUUCAAAGCGAAGUCUCAGGGCCAGCAACAAAUGCGUCAUCUCACAGUUUGUUAGAGUAUCGGGCUCCUCCCCAGACCUGCAGGACCAGAGUCUGCGUAUUUAGGAGAUUUCCGGGCGUUUUGUGGGCACAGCAAAAGUUUGAGAAACCCUUAGUUAGACCUUUAGACCACCCUUACCUUGAGCUUCAGUGUGACACGAGCCCUGUAUUAGCUGAGCGUCGGCUGUCCCACUGCAGGAGCGCGCGGAGCCUAGGCACUCCUGGCCACUCAACAUCCGCGGGGAGCCGGAUGCGAGGCGCCGCGACUCCCUCUGCAGCCCCGCUGCAGCCCGGCGGCUCUUCCCCGGGAUCCGGCAGCGCCAACUCCCCGCCCAAGGCCCCCAGACCCCGCCGCCAUUCCCCGUGCGCCGCGAGGGCGCGAGAGAAAGCCGCCCCGGCGCCCGCCCCGCCCGCGGCUCCGCGCGCAGCGCGCCUACCUCUCGGGUCCCCGCGCUGUCUCCUCGCGGCCAUGGGGCGCCGGGAGCUCCCUCUGCUCCUGCCGACGCUGCUGGCUGUGCUGGGCGGCCUCGAGGGCUCAGCGGCCGAUGAAAUACAGUGUAAUGUGACGAGGCAAGCUGCAUGUGGUGGGGGAUGCAUUCCUGUGGCCUGGCUCUGCAACGGGGAGCAGGAGUGCCUGGAUGGGACGGAUGAGCAGUGUGAAGAAAUAUGUCGUGGACACCCACAGGCCUGGCAGUGUGAUGAUGGAAAAUGUAUUUCUAUUAGCUGGCUUUGUGAUGGUGUUGGUGACUGCUUAGAUGGCUCCGAUGAGGUUAACUGUGAGAGACUGACAGCACGUCCGGACCAAAAAAUCCAGUGCCCAGGAGAUUCUCUGUGUCGCGAUGCUUGGGAACUCUGUGAUGCCGAUAAGGGCUGUGAAGGUGGGCUGGACGAAGCACGCGGCCCCCGGACCGGCUGCAUGGCUGGGCAGUGGCAGUGCAGGAACGGCUUGUGUAUCGUCCACCACUGGAGGUGCGAUGGCCUCAACCACUGCGGGGACUCCUCAGAUGAGGAGGUCUGUGGGCCCUGUCCAGAAGGCAUGGUUAGAUGUGAUGAGGGGAAAUGCAUCCUAGAAUCCCUGAUGUGUGAUGGGGAAGCAGACUGUACCGACGGUACCGAUGAACAUGCCACAUGUGGUAAGAACUGCUCUCUGGCCAACGGGGGCUGUGAGGGGCCCUGCAGUGACACAGACUGGGGUGUUCAGUGCUCGUGUGGAGCUGGAUGGCUAUUACAGCCGGACGGUCAGAGCUGUGGAGAUGUGGAUGAGUGUUCUACAGCAUACAGCCCAUGUGGCCAGCUGUGCAUUAAUACACCAGGCUCUUAUUCCUGUGAGUGUAUUCGAGGUUACCAGCUCUACAAUGGCACCGACUGUCGAGUGACAGAUGAUGCUGUUAAAAUUCUUACCGCAGCCAAUGGAGAACUUGGUGUCUUGGAUCAAAGAACAGGCAUCUAUGAGACUCUGAUACCUAUAAAAUCAAGGCCUACUUCUGUUGCAUAUGAUCUUGAGAGAAGCAUGUACUUCUGGGUGGAUGAAGUCUUAAAUGUGUUUGUUCUUGGAAAGCCAAACUUUGUUCCUCUCUAUCCAGAAUUUAAAGCAGUGAACAGUAUCUCUUUGGACUGGUUCACGGGACAGUUGUAUUGGGCUAGCAGCUUUGCAAGGGUCGUCUGUGCUGGUUUAAGUGAUGGCAGAGGCUACGUCAAAAUCUUGGAAAAGGAUCUUGUGCCAGAACAGCUAAUAGUGUUUCCUGCAAAGAAGUAUUUGUAUUGGGUGAAUCGAGGUGAGAAAGGCAUGAGGACAAUUGAAACUGCAGGGAUGGAUGGCUCUGACAGGAAGGUGCUGACGGUUGUAAACAUGGAGGAACCUGCAGGACUGACGCUGGACCAUGUGACCGGCAGGCUCUACUGGAUCAGUGAAUAUAAGGAGUCCAUAGAGACGGUAAAUGUGGACGGCAGUGGGAGGCACACCUUUCCUGAGAUCUUCUUGGAAGAUGAAGUUCCAGUAGGACUCGCCGUAUUUGAGAACUCCUUCUUCUGGGCAAAUAAACUACAGCUGCUUCGUACUUCACCGCACACCCCAAAGGAGAGAGUGGUGCUACUAAACACUUCUGUAUCUGCCUUCUCUGUGCUCCACAAGUCCCAGCAGCCUAAGAGCAGAUACCCAGCAUUUGUUCCAGGAUCUUGCAGCCACUUAUGUCUCCUGUCCCCUGUCCAUCCCAAGGGCUAUAAGUGUGUUUGUCCAGAGGGGAUGUUUCUUUUACCUUCUGGUACAUGUAGCAAAUUAAAACUAGUGUUUUCCUCUGGCAAGCGUCUCUACUUGUUGAAGGUUGGUUUUAUGGGAACUUCUGUAGAGAGAACUGUAAUUCAGGAGCAUCCUAGGAACAUCUAUUUACUGGAUAUUGACUGGAAAAGAAACCUGAUCUACUGGACAGAUACCCAGGGGCAUCUGUUCCACUCAACUGGCUAUUCAGGGGAAAAGCAAGAGAUUAGGACAGAGCGUACAGUCUGUUCAGCUAGUGUGGACAUACUGACUGGGAACUUGUACUGGCUGCCCUGUGACAGAAGUGCUGUUCAGAAGACUAGAAUCACUGGCCCAGACACACGUACCCUGUACAGAACAGGCAGUGUUAUCCUGCAUCUUCUUCUCGACUGGCCAAAGAGGCUGCUGUACUGGCUGGAAAGUGGGGAACACUUGCAAAGUAUGACCCUUGAUGGCAAAGGCAGACAGGAAAUCUGGAGAGGCACCUGGACGGCAGACACCCAUGUGGCCCUAGACCUCGGCUCAUCUAGCAUCCUCUGGGCCACCAAAGGGUCAGGGUUGCAAAGUCUGAGUCUCCUAAAAAACAGAACAUACACUUUGAACAAGACCUGGAGUGACGGGAUGAUAGCGGCCCACGAGCCCUACCUGGUGACCCUGAACAGAACGGCUCUGGUGCUGUGGAACAGGAGGAUGCCAGAGCCCUUCUUGGUGUUGAAAGAGCCGUACAUACAGAGAAUGAUCAUCCUAGCAGAGAACCUGGAGGUUCCAGAUCCUGAGGUAGAAGGAGCCGCCACAUCCACCCCUCGUCCUCCUCCUCCGCCACCCCCUCUCCUCUGCACCCGAUCUUCUGUCCCCUGUCGCAACGGGCAGGAGUGCAUUUCCCGGGAGAACCUCUGUGAUGGCAAGCGGGACUGCAAGGAUGGCUCGGAUGAAGAGAACUGUUCCCAGUUCUGCAACAGACCAGGGGUCUUCCAGUGUCUGGAUGGAAACAAGUGCAUUGAGGAGAAGUACCACUGUGAUGGGGCUCAGCAGUGCUUGGAUGGGUCCGAUGAGUUGGACUGCUGGAAGCCCAUCGAAGAUUGUUCUCUGCGUUGUGACAAGACCCGCUGUAUCCCCAAGAGCUGGCUGUGUGAUGGCAACCCAGACUGUUCUGACCAAAAAGACGAGCAAGGCUGUAUUUAUGAAAAAUGCAGCACGUCUGAAUUUAAAUGUCAGAACGGCCAAUGCGUGUCUUCCUCCUUGCGUUGCGAUGGGAACCGGGACUGCCUGGACCACUCAGAUGAAGAGGGCUGUCCUGCCUGGCCCCUGACAUGCCUGUCAGGGGAGGUGAAGUGCCCGAGGAGUGGAGAGUGUGUGUUGGCAGAAUGGAUAUGUGACCAUGACUUAGACUGCAAAGACGGAACCGAUGAGAAGGACUGUGACCCUGAGGAGCUUCGCUGUGGCUCGAGGCAGUGGUCCUGUGCCAGUGGAGACCAGUGUGUGCCUGAGCCCUGGCGCUGUGAUGGGCAGAGUGACUGCAGGGACGGUAGUGACGAGGCUGGAUGCCCCCCUGGAAAGUGCCAGAGUUCUGAGUUCCAGUGCCGCUCCUCCGCCUGCCUGGACCUCAGUCUGGUGUGCGAUGGGAAGGAGGACUGUGCCGACGGCUCCGAUGAAGGCGGGAGGUGCUCAUCGUCGGCAUGUGGCCAAGGGCAAUGUUUCCACACCUGCUACCCGUCGCCCCGUGGACCCGUAUGUGCUUGUGAGCAAGGCUUUGAGCUGAAAAGCAGUGGCCAAAUCUGCGAGGAUGUGGAUGAAUGCCGGAAGUUGGGUGGUCAGCCUUGCAGUCAGACGUGUAUCAAUACCCAGGGCUCCUACAGCUGUACCUGCCAUCCUGGCUACUUGCUGGAGCCUGAUGGCCAUACCUGUAAAGCAACAGGUACUGAACCAAUCCUGCUCGUGGCAAUUCAGUUUAAACUACUCCUCUAUGGAAUGAGGAGCUUGAAAGAAGAUAUUCUCGCAACUACAGACAAGAACCUAAUUAUUUUCUCUAUCGACUAUGACUUAGUGGAUCAGAAAGUCUUCUGGACUGAUCUUGGUGCAGAAAGUAUCCAGUGGAUAAGCAUGGAUACGAAGAGGAAAGGGACGGUGGUGAAAGGGAUAAAGUCAGACUGUAUAGCGGUUGACUGGAUUGGGAGGAAUCUCUACUGGACGGACAAGGCAGCUGGUCAGAUUUCGGCAAUUCAACUGACUGCUGUUUGGAGAGGAAAAUCUGAGUACACAAUCGUGCUGGACGAUAACUUAAACCAACCACGGUCCCUAGCUUUAGAUCCCCUAAAUGGGUUAAUGUACUGGUCUGAAAUUGGAGGAGAACCUCAAAUAGAACAAGCUGGAAUGGAUGGUGACAGCAGAAAAAUACUCAUCAACCAAGGUCUUGGCUGGCCAACUAGCAUAGCUCUUGACCAGUUGAGUGGGAAGCUAUUCUGGUCUGAUGACAAAUUUCACUGUAUUGGCUCUGCCAAUCUCGAUGGCACUGGUAUUAGUAUGCUGCAGCUAACACAAGUCAAGAGCCCCUUUUCGGUAGCUGUGUUUGAAGAUGAAGUCUUCUGGUCUGAAAUGAAGACACGAACAGUACAGCGCAUGAAAAAGGCAACAGGCAAGAACAGGGCCGUCCUCAUCAAGCGUUUUGAACAGCCUUACGGACUUAAGGUAAUACACCAAGUGCUACAGCCCAGGUCUUCUAAUCCUUGUCUGGACACGCGAUGUUCUCACUUGUGCCUUCUGAGCCUGAGAUCCAAGGGAAGCUGUCGUUGCCCAGUUGGACUCUUGCUUGCAGACGAUGGCGUCACCUGUGUUCCACUCAAGGAGUCCGCAUUUCUGUUCCUCACGCUGCCCACAGUUAUCAUGCAGAUUUAUCUGAGAAAUCUAGAAGCUUUACGAGAACAAGCAACUUUCCCAGAACAUAGGAUUCUUCCCUUUACCAAUGUGAACCAGCUUGCAUCGAUGGACUACCUUGUGCAGGAGAAGAUGCUUUACCUUUCAGAGUGGAAUAAGGGUGAUAUCUGGCUAUUGAGGCUGAAAGAAUCUGGAAAGCUCUCUUGGAGGAAAAUCAUAUCUGUGGAGGGGACAGUGAUUGACCUUGCUGUGGACUGGUUGAGUGGAAACAUAUACUGGAUUGACAGUGAGAAUCCUCACAUCAAUGUAGCUUCCUCCAAGGGCCAGUACUCCGUGGUCUUGUUCAGCGACAGUCUUUACCGCCCAGCCUCUGUCAUGCUCCAUCCACCGACUGCAACCUUGUGCUUUGUGGACCUGGGUUCCCAGGAUGACGGCAGGCAUGGCUCCAGCAUUGAAUGUGCCUCCAUGGAUGGCAGCAGGAGGAAGGUGCUAUGGCAAAAAUCCCAGGUCCCUGUGGGCUUGACCUUUUCAGAUGCAGGGACCCGAGUGUACUGGGCUGAUCCUGGGAGAGGACUCAUAGAAAGUAUUCAACCAGAUGGCUCUAGAUACAGAGUAGACCGCAGAGGAAUUCAGGGCCUUCACCUCUUUACGUAUGGCCAAGGCAUGAUGUUCUGGACAACAGUUGAUGAUGCCCAAAUCAAUAAAGUUUGGUACAGCAACACAGAACUUUCAGAAAAUCGGUGGUUCCAAGUAGACCAGAAGAUUAUGGAUUUAAAAGUUUAUAGCAAACUUGGUCAACAGGGUAGUAACAGUUGUUCAAAAGACAAUGGAGGAUGCAGCCAUAUCUGUUUACCAAACCCUGAAGGACAGACUUGUAAAUGUCCCAGUGGGUACUACUUGGCUGACAUACAUAAAUGUGUUGAAGCUGUCCAAUGCUCUGCGUCAUCACAAUCCUGUAAGGAUGGUCAGAAAUGCAUUUCCGUGGAGCAAGUUUGUGAUGGUCAAGCUGACUGUCUGGAUGGAUCUGAUGAAAUGGACUGUACCUAUCCAGAUAAAACUCAUUUGACACCUAAAAUGUCAGAGGCUGGUGAAGGACUGACACCAAAAGCUGCCCAGCCUGUCCAGGGUACCAAGUUCACCAGAGCUAGAUCUCCAGGUCCAGAAGGGAUGAAUCAUCCUGCUAGGAAAACACUAAUACCUCUCACUCCUACUCAAGAGAGCAAGACUUCAGAAACCAAGGGAGGAGGAGAGUCUGUUCAGCUCAAGGACUCACAGAAGGCAAAACAUCUGCCCUGUAGCAGCGAUUUCUGUAAUGGGAGGGGAGCCUGUACUAUGGAAGGAGAACUGAGGAAAUGCAGCUGUCUGAUGGAAUAUGGUGGAGAGUUCUGUGAAGAAGCAGCACGCAGAUCCACCCCUGGCUACAUGGCCCUCAGCUUAACCAUAGCCCUACUGGUUGUUCUCAUGGUUCUGGGAGCAUUUGUAUAUUUCAGAAGAGACCAUGAAUUAAAACGAAACAGUAGAGCAUCAUCAAGAAAUUUGACUCGCCAUAAAGAAAAUGAUCAAGAAGAGGAGAAUCUGAUGAACAGUGAGAUUUUUGUCAAUGAAGCUUAUGAUGAACAGGUAUGCCUGGGAAGUGUCACUGAGAAAAAGAGGGGGUGAGGUAUAGCUACAGAAUACCCCUUCUGGAAAAUCCUAGCAGAGUGAACAUUGUUACUGGCAAAUGAUGCUACUAUGUAGAUAAAAUUAAUGCUCAGUAACUUUUUUUGCUUUCCAACUCUGUUCAAUCUUUAGUUGUUUAAACCAAAGUGUAACAGACCUGAAAUAAUAAUUAAGAAAUUCAGCUUUUGGUGGUCUUCCAAAAGGAGCCCAAUCCUAUUGUGGAAUGGAUUAAGAUGUAAUUAGUUAGAAUUACCGCUAAAACUUAUGCUCCCCCCAACCCUGGAUCUCUGUGAACUUCUGCAUAGCUCAACCAUUUCUGUGUUUUUGCUUUGUUUUAAUGUAAUGCAUAUUCUCUAAUUUCAAGUCUC
Molecule: messenger RNA, 8196 nt
Organism: Vicugna pacos (alpaca)
Lineage: Eukaryota; Metazoa; Chordata; Mammalia; Artiodactyla; Camelidae
Source: RefSeq, a predicted model, not a curated record